AUGGCGGUCGGCGGCGAUGCCAACGGCGGCUGCGGGGUGUGGCAGCGGCAGCGCGGGUGCUCGUGCACCAAGGCGGACUUCUUCCCGGAGGAGUCGUUCUCGAGCUGGUCGGCGUACGGGCGCGCGCUGCGGAGCACGGGGUCCCGGCUGGCGGACCGCCUCACGUCGCGGUCCCUGGAGUCGACGGAGCUGCACGAGGUGCGCUCCCGCAGCGGCGCCGACAUGAAGCGCGACCUCACGUGGUGGGACCUCGCGUGGUUCGGCGUCGGCGCCGUCAUCGGCGCCGGGAUCUUCGUGCUCACGGGCCAGGAGGCCAGGGAGGACGUCGGCCCCGCCGUCGUCAUUUCCUACGUCGUCUCCGGCGUCUCCGCCAUGCUCUCCGUCUUCUGCUACACCGAGUUCGCCGUCGAGAUCCCCGUCGCAGGUGGAUCGUUCGCCUACUUGCGGGUGGAGCUCGGCGACUUCAUGGCGUUCGUGGCGGCGGGCAACAUCCUGCUGGAGUACUGCAUCGGCGGCGCGGCCGUGGCGCGCGCCUGGACGUCCUACUUCGCCACUCUGCUGAACCACCAGCCCAGCGACUUCCGGAUCCACGCGUCGGGGCUCGACGCCAACUACUCGGAGCUGGAUCCGAUCGCCGUCGUCGUCAUCGCGCUCGUCUGCAUCUUCGCCGUGGUCAGCACCAAGGGCACCUCCCGCUUCAACUACGUCCUCUCCAUCGUCCACAUCGCCGUGCUCAUCUUCAUCAUCGUGGCUGGGCUCACCAAGGCCGACACCGCCAACAUGCGGGACUUCAUGCCCUUCGGCGUCCGCGGCAUCUUCUCGGCGUCCGCCGUGCUCUUCUUCGCCUACAUCGGCUUCGACGCCGUGAGCACCAUGGCGGAGGAGACCAAGAACCCGGCGCGCGACAUCCCCAUCGGGCUCGUGGGCGCCAUGACGCUCACCACCGCGCUCUACUGCGUGCUCGCCGUCACGCUCUGCCUGAUGCAGCCGUACUCGUCCAUCGACCCCGACGCGCCCUUCUCCGUGGCGUUCUCGGCCAGGGGCAUGGACUGGGCCAAGUACAUCGUCGCCUUCGGCGCGCUCAAGGGGAUGACCACCGUGCUGCUGGUCAGCGCCGUCGGCCAGGCGCGGUACCUCACGCACAUCGCCCGGACGCACAUGAUGCCGCCGUGGCUCGCGCAGGUGCACCCGCGCACGGGGACGCCCGUGAACGCCACCGUCGUCAUGCUCGUCGCCACCGCCAUCAUCGCCUUCUUCACCGACCUCAACAUCCUCUCCAACCUGCUCUCCAUCUCCACGCUCUUCAUCUUCAUGCUCGUCGCCGUCGCGCUGCUGGUCCGCCGCUACUACGUCGCUGGGGAGACCACGGCCGCCAACCGGAACAAGCUGGCGGCGUGCAUCGUCGCCAUCCUGGCCACUUCGGUGGCGACGGCGACGUGCUGGGGGGUGGACGUGAACGGGUGGGUGCCGUACGCGGUGACGGUGCCCGCGUGGUUCGCGUCCACGGUGUGCCUUUGGGCGUUCGUGCCGCAGGCCAGGGCGCCCAAGCUGUGGGGCGUGCCGCUGGUGCCGUGGCUGCCGUCGGCGUCCAUUGCCAUCAACGUCUUCCUCCUGGGCUCCAUCGACUCUAGGUCGUUCAUGCGGUUCGGGUACUGGACGGCCGCGCUGCUGGUUUACUACCUCUUCGUUGGUCUGCACGCGUCCUACGACACGGCCAAGGCGCUCGCCGCCGAGUCUGCCAUCGCCAAGGUGGAGGACGGCGACGGCAAGCCGGCACGAGGCGCCGUCCAUAACGGCGAGCACUGA
Molecule: messenger RNA, 1806 nt
Organism: Miscanthus lutarioriparius
Lineage: Eukaryota; Viridiplantae; Streptophyta; Magnoliopsida; Poales; Poaceae
Source: the annotation of a GenBank genome assembly